AUGGAAUCUGAAUAUGAUGGCCAACAAGGAAAGAUUAUAGAGGUUUGCACAGGUCCGCAGUGUUCCGUUUCUGGCGCGUCAGCAGUACAGCUGGAAAUUGAGGACCUUGUCAUUGAAGCUGACGAUGGCUUUCACAUUCAGGAGGCAGGUUGUCGAGACUUUUGUACUAUGGGGCCCAAUGUCUACUGCAGUGGCUCGCAUUUUUCCAAGGUUCAGAGUCCAGAAGAAUGUGAGAGGAUUGCAAAGGAGAUUGGUAUGUCGUCGGCUGACGAUGCAGAUCCCAUCCAAUCCACGGUUGGAAAGAUGAUGAGACGAAAAGCAAACAGAAAACGAUGGCAACUCUUGAGGAAUAUCGCACGGCAGAAAAGCGCAGGAGUCAAUAAAUCUGAGAAGUGGAAAAAAGAGUUGCAUGAGCUUCACGGCUUAGAGCUACGUGCCGCUGAAUCAUCUAACAGUGCAUCCGAAUUGAAUCAAAGAGCCGAUAGAAGAUUGAAACGAUUUCUAAAUUAUGUUGAUGACACGUCAUAG
Molecule: messenger RNA, 528 nt
Organism: Cylindrotheca closterium
Lineage: Eukaryota; Bacillariophyta; Bacillariophyceae; Bacillariales; Bacillariaceae
Source: the annotation of a GenBank genome assembly